AUGUCAGAGGUCACGCUCGAGGACUGCCAGAAGAACUACCAAAACGCGUUGGAGCAGCUUGACGACUCUGUAUCCGGCAUGCUCGCCAACACACAUGCGGAUGUGGACGUCUGGUUGCAUGCUGCGAUCAGCGCCAUCGAGUCUUGUGAUAGCGCGUUGGUGUCACGUGUUGGGAAUGAUGCAGAGCUUUCAGAGAAGAACAAUAUUUUUCUAAAGCUGUGUAAAAACGCUUUGAUGAUUAACAUGAGAUUAAAUCCCUAA
Molecule: messenger RNA, 261 nt
Organism: Eruca vesicaria subsp. sativa (arugula)
Lineage: Eukaryota; Viridiplantae; Streptophyta; Magnoliopsida; Brassicales; Brassicaceae
Source: the annotation of a GenBank genome assembly